AGCAUUUACGACGCACAGGUUUAAUUAUUUCUAAAAGAACAUGGUCUUUAAUAUUGUUACCAUGUUAAAGUUUAAUCUUAUUUAUUUAAUGGUUUAUAGUCAAGAAAGUAAUUUAACAUUUCCAAGUUCUUUAUUAUCUACAUUAAAAACAUUAUUUAAUUUUGAUCCAAAUGAUGUGGGAUUAGAUCCGUAUGAAGAAACAAAAAACUUGGGUUAUCCUGCUCUAAAUCAUUACGUCACAACUGCAGAUGGAUAUAUAUUAACUGUACUUCAAAUACCUCAUGGAAAAUACCAAGAGUACGCAUAUUCAAAACGCCCAGUAGUAUAUUUAGUCCCAGGAUUCCUGGGUACAGCUGCAUGUUUCACGGACAAUAUAGCAACGUCAAAUCAUGCCCUAGCAUAUUCUUUGGCUGAUGCAGGAUAUGAUGUAUGGAUACUUAAUGCAAGAGGAACAACCUUUUCUCGUGGCCAUGUGGUUUAUAAUUCUUUGACCGAUGAAAGAUUUUGGGAUUUUGGAUGGCAUGAAAUUGGUACGAUCGAUAUUCCCACGACGAUAGACUAUAUACUUGAAUUGACUAACCAAAAAGAGUUGAACGUUGUUGGGUAUUCUCAAGGAACCACUUCUUUACUUGUAAUGUUAUCCGAAAAACCUGAGUAUAACGAAAAAGUGAAAGUAUUAUUUGCAUUGGCACCCAUGGCUUUUCUUGAAAAUGUAAAUCCAGGGUUAAAACUUUUAUCAGCAAAUUAUAAAAAAUUACAUAUCAUCCUCUCUUCUUUACAAAUCUUCAACAUUUUCCCGCACAAUAAUGCGUUAUCAGGACCAAUUAUGGCAACUUGUAAUUAUGAAAGUAAUCAAGUCCAAUUGGCACUUUGUGAAACCAUAAUUGAGAGUAUAGCUGGUCAUCCUCAAGAAACCAUAGAUCCAAGAGAUCUCCAUCAUAUCACAAGCCAUUUUCCUGGAGGAGCUUCAGUUCAACAAGCAGUGCACUACGCCCAGCUGAUUAACUACGGUGGUUUCAACAAGUAUGAUUACGGCCAUUAUAAAAAUCUGGAAGUAUAUGGACAAAUAUCUCCACCAUCCUAUAAAUUAGAAAAUGUUCAAAAACGUAUUUAUUUAAUAUAUGGAGAUGGUGAUGUAAUUGCAGAUAAACAAGAUGUACUGAAUUUAUAUAAACAUUUACCCAAUGCACAAUUAUGGCGUGUUAAUUACACAUUAUGGUCUCAUUUGGAUUUCUUGUAUGCGAAAAACGUUUAUAAUAUCUUGUAUAAAGAUAUUUUAGAGAUAUUAAAUCGGUAG
Molecule: messenger RNA, 1297 nt
Organism: Chrysoperla carnea
Lineage: Eukaryota; Metazoa; Arthropoda; Insecta; Neuroptera; Chrysopidae
Product: lipase 3-like
Exons: 6
Coding region: 41-1297 (418 amino acids)
Molecular function (GO): hydrolase activity, acting on ester bonds
Source: RefSeq, a predicted model, not a curated record